Messenger RNA from Geodia barretti, 579 nucleotides. The record is from the annotation of a GenBank genome assembly. Lineage: Eukaryota; Metazoa; Porifera; Demospongiae; Tetractinellida; Geodiidae.
AUGGAUCUACAACAGAUUAAUAUUAAGGUUUUCGCAACCGAAGAUAGCAAAGUCAACUACACCAACUUCAUCAAGGUUUUCAACCGUUGGAUGGAGGAAGCCGAUUCUGACGACUACUUGAACUACGCCGACUAUUCGCACGUUGAGGCGGGACCGAGUGUGCUAUUGAUUUUGAAGCAAGCUAACUAUAGUAUUGAUGACGCUUAUCAUCAGUCCGGAUUCCUCUACAAUCGGAAGCAUGCAGUCGAAGGCGAUAAUGCUGAUAAGAUUCGCCAAGCACUUACAGAGGUGCUCUCUAAGUGCGAACAACUCGAAGCGUCGGCGGAGUUAGAAAAUGCAGUGCAUUUCAACGGUGCAGACCUCCUAUUUAUGAUAAACAACCGUCAUAUCGCACCGAAUACACCCGAAACCGCUGCAUCCAUUCAGGCAGACUUAACACCUGUCUUACAACAGAUGUACGGUGAUGACAAUUUCACCGUGGAACGCACCUCCGAGGACGCACGCGAACGGUUCACCUUGCGAAUUUCAGCGAAUUCGGAUAAACCGAUUUCGGAACUCCUCUCCAAUUUGGGAGGCUAA